AUGGCUGGCGGCGGUACCCCUAUAGGGCCUUCAGCCUCACCUCUGGGUCAGGCUUGGGGUUAUGGCAUUGUGCUUGGUGUCGGCUUUCUCUUCGCACUUGGCAUGGUCUUCACUACGUGGGUUCUUAAACGCUACAACAAUGAGGUGCAAACGUCUGAAAUGUUUUCGACUGCUGGUCGCACAGUCAAGUCUGGUCUUGUAGCCUCAGCAGUAGUGUCGUCCUGGACAUGGGCAGCUACGCUGCUGCAGAGUUCCUCGGUCGCUUUCCGCUACGGUGUUUCUGGACCUCUCUGGUAUGCCGCCGGAGCCACUGUUCAGAUCUUGCUAUUUGCUACCGUCGCGAUCGAACUAAAGAGGCGAGCUCCCAACGCCCAUACGUUCCUGGAAGCUGUGCGUGCUCGUUAUGGAAAGGCUACACACUUUGUAUACAUCACUUUUGGUCUCUUUACCAACAUACUCGUUACAGCCAUGCUGUUGACUGGCGGAUCGGCCGUAAUCAGCUCUUUAACCGGCGUGCCUACAGCAGCCGCUUGUUUCCUGCUCCCUCUGGGUGUCGUAGUCUACACGAUGUUCGGUGGCAUCAAGGCUACCUUCCUUACAGAUUAUGUGCACACGGUCAUUCUUCUUAUCAUCCUGCUUACCUUCGCCUUCACGACUUACGCGACUGGAGACCGGCUUGGAUCGCCAAAAGCUGUUUAUGAGCGGUUGCAGGAGCUAUCGGCGGUGGCACCAGUUCCUGGUAACGCUGGUGGAAGUUAUCUCACAAUGAGGAGUAAGGAUGGCGCCAUCUUCUUCGUGAUCAACAUCAUUGGGAACUUUGGAACUGUGUUUAUGGACAACGGAUACUACAACAAGGCUAUUGCCGCAUCUCCAGUGCAUGCGCUUCCUGGCUAUAUCAUUGGUGGUUUAUCCUGGUUCGCUAUCCCGUGGCUUUGCGCAACCACCAUGGGUCUCGCCGCGCUUGCACUACAGAGCACCGAGUACUUCCCCACUUAUCCCAACGGCAUGGAUGAAGCGUCAAUCAGUGCCGGUCUCACACUUCCAUAUGCUGCAGUUGCGCUUCUUGGAUCUGGCGGUGCAGUGGCUACGCUCCUGGUCGUAUUCAUGGCCGUGACGUCCGCCUUUUCUGCACAACUCAUUGCCGUCUCCAGUAUCCUGACGUACGACAUUUACGGGACCUAUAUCAACCCCAGCGCAAGUGGUCGACGCCUCGUAUACACGUCACAUGUAUGUGUAUGCGGAUUUGGACUCGUCAUGGCUGCAUUCUCAACGGGGCUCUGGUAUGCUGGUAUCAGCAUGGGCUGGCUGUACGUCUUCAUGGGCGUGAUCAUCUCUUCCGCGGUGCUUCCAGCAACUCUCACAUUGAUGUGGAAAGGUCAGAACAAGUGGGCGGCAACUUUGUCGCCAGUACUGGGCCUUUGCUGCAGCAUCACCGCUUGGCUCGUCACCACAUCUAAGCUGAACGAUGGUGUCAUCACCGUCGCCACAUCUGGCGCCAACAACCCCAUGCUGGCUGGUAACGUCGUUGCGUUGCUAUCGCCUGUCAUCUUCAUCCCAGUUUUGACGCUGAUUUUUGGAGUCGACAACUAUGACUGGGUAUCAAUGAAGAACAUUCGCCUUGUGGACGAUUCGGACGUCACAGCAGCCGCUCAUAUGGACCUCGAAGCCGUGCACGGCCGUCAUGCUGCCCUCUCCCCAGAAGCCGAAGCCGCCGAGCAAGCCAAACUAUUCCGCGCCUCCAAGAUCGCAAAGAUCACUACUGCAACCUUGACACUCGUCCUACUCGUACUUUGGCCAAUGCCUCUCUAUGGUUCAGGCUAUAUCUUCAGCCAAUCGUUCUUCUCGGGUUGGGUCGUCGUUGGCAUCAUCUGGCUGAUGUGCAGUACUAUGGCUGUAGGUGUGUAUCCUCUAUGGGAAGGCCGUGAGAGCUUAGCAAGGAACUUUGGUGGCAUGUGGCGCGAUAUCACCGGUAAGGGCGGUCGUCGCGGAGGGCCGAUUACGGUGGUUGAAGGUGAAAAGACGGCUGAAUCAGGGACGCACACGCCCAAGGAGGCUGACGCGAAGGCAUUGGAGGAGUAA
Molecule: messenger RNA, 2079 nt
Organism: Alternaria atra
Lineage: Eukaryota; Fungi; Ascomycota; Dothideomycetes; Pleosporales; Pleosporaceae
Exons: 8
Coding region: 1-2079 (692 amino acids)
Biological process (GO): spermidine transport; urea transmembrane transport; putrescine transport
Cellular component (GO): plasma membrane
Molecular function (GO): urea transmembrane transporter activity; putrescine transmembrane transporter activity; spermidine transmembrane transporter activity
Source: RefSeq, a predicted model, not a curated record